AUGUUUCUUUUGGUAAGACAUUUUCUGAUUGAUUUGACUUUCUUUAUUCCAUCUUUCUUUUCCAUUCUCUUUAUUUUUUGUCCUUCACUAUGCUUACUCAUGAUUGUUCUUUGUGUUCUUUCUCUUUUUAAUUUGUUUCCCCCUUUUUCUUCACUUCUUUUUUCUUUUCUUUGGUUUCUACUCCCUUUCUUUUCUUUCUUCUUCUUUUACCUUCUCUCUUCGUCUUGUACCUUUUCCUUUCUCUCUUCUUUCCGCCUUCUACUCCCAUUCUUUCUUUUCCUCUUAUUUUCUUUUAUCUUUUCUUUCCGUCUUCUAGUCUCUUUCUUUUCUUUUCCUCUUCUUUUCUUUUAUCUCUUCAUUCCGUCUUCUUCUCCCUUUCAUUUGUUUUCUCUCUUCUUUCCGUCUUCUACUCCCUUUCUUUUCCUGUCCCCUUCUCUUACUUACUUUCUUCUUUCCGUCUUCCACUCCUUUUCUUUUCCUUUCCCUUUCUUUUACUUUUUCUCUUCUUUCCGUCUUCUACUCCCUUUCUUUUCCUUUUCUCAUUUUUUACUUUUUCUCUUCACCUUUCCCAUUCCUUUUUAG
Acanthosepion pharaonis is the source of this 582-nucleotide messenger RNA. NCBI's taxonomy places the organism in Eukaryota, Metazoa, Mollusca, Cephalopoda, Sepiida, Sepiidae. The record is from the annotation of a GenBank genome assembly.